UUUUUCAAAAAAAUGGCACAACCACAACAACAACAAUUAAUUUUAACUAAAAAUUUCGCGACAAAAUCCGUCGCUGGGCCAAGUAAUGUGACUAGUAGCGGUAUUCAUGUUAAUCUAACUACAACAAAUAAACAAUUUUCUCGACAAGUUGCAAAAAAGCGUGUGUUUCCUGCAAAAAAUUUAGAAGUUCUUAGAAGUCAGCAAAAUAAAAUUAAAGCGCCUGGGGAGGGAGGGUCAUUAACGUUGAAGGAAAUCAGAAAAUAUCAAAAGUCCGUUAAUCUUUUAAUUCCGCGUGCGGCAUUUAUUCGUCUUGUCCGUGAUGUUUCAAAUAGAAUAACUGAAGGGAGAGUUUUAAAGUGGAAAGGCUUAGCCUUAAUAGCCAUUCAAGAGGCUGCUGAACAUUACCUGGUUGAUAUGUUUGAGGGUGCUAAUUUAUGCGCGUUGCAUACUGGAAGGGUUACAUUGAUGCAGAAGGAUGUUAAGCUUUUGAGACAAUUGCGAGGCGAGGCUGACAAAAAAGCAUCCACAAUUUGUGAACGAAUUCAAAAUGAACAAAAUCGGGAGAAUUCUGAAUGA
Molecule: messenger RNA, 576 nt
Organism: Meloidogyne enterolobii
Lineage: Eukaryota; Metazoa; Nematoda; Chromadorea; Rhabditida; Meloidogynidae
Source: the annotation of a GenBank genome assembly